CAGCAUAUUGCACCUCCAUCUCCCAUUUCUGAUUUUAGUAGCUCUGAAAAUAAACUACCCACAAUCAACUUCUCAUCAACUAAUUUAAUUAUUUAACUGCCACAGGUGUAACCCAGAGCCAUGGUUACCAUCCCCAGUGAUUGAGAUCCCAGUCAGCUGGGUUGAUUAGUCCAAUGGGAGCUAGCGCUGGCUUAGAAAGCUGCAUGCAAACACAUGAAAAUAACUAGAUGAUAUCUCACUUGGUUAUGACUGUUCAGUGACAUUCGGCUGUGCUGUAGGAGCCUCCAUUUCAGCACAAAGGGUGUAAUGGUAAGCAGCUGGAUUACACACUCACAGACCAACACGAUAAAGAGGAAUCAGGACCUUGCUGAUAACUGAAGAUGUGAUGAUUCAUUUCUAAGUCUUGAUGUUUAACUGAUCUGCUCCACUCAUUGGACUAUUAAAGGACAAGCUUAGAUGGACUCCAACCAUCACAGAUCUGCAGAAACCUUCAUCUUUCAUAAAAACCUCAAAGUCCUGUCUGACAUGGGUCUGGCCCUGUGCAGACAGUCUCACAGCCACAUGGCCAAAGUGGUUCUAGUGGGCCUGGACGGGGCAGGGAAGUCCACCCUCCUCCACCGCCUUAUUAGGGGCGAGCUGGCGCACACCACCCCCACCGUAGGCUUCAACGUGGGCUCGCUGGAGCUGGACUCUGGCCCGGAGCUGACCGUGUGGGACAUAGGGGGCCAGGGGGGCAUGCGUGCCCAGUGGGGAGACCACAUGGAGGAAUGCGAUGCCCUGCUGUUUAUGGUGGACGGGGUAGACCGGGUACGGAUCGGGGAGGCAAGGGCGGCGUUGGGGAGAGUGCUGGGGGAUGAGAGGGUGAGGGGGGUCCCCCUAAUGGUGCUGGUUAAUAAGAUGGACCUCCCAGAGGCGAUGGGGCUCCAGGAGGUGACGGGCGGGCUGGGGCUGGGGCAGUGCUGGGAUAGAGACUGGGAGGUGCAGGGGUGCAGCGCUCACAACGGCCUGGGGCUCCAAGAGGCCCUGGACUCCUUGGCCACACUCAUCAAAAAGCGCUGAGGGAGAACUCAGACACACAAGGAUAUAUGGAACAUUUUGGCAAAUACACAGAUCAAUGGACAAGGAAUGGGCUCUCAUAUACAAACAGGUAAAGAAUAGGCACACACACAUUUGGAGAAAAGGGAACCUGUGAGGCUUUUCAUAAGCUAACUGUGCUCCUAUCACUAACUAGCCCUGUCUCACAGUAUGCAUCAUGCCAGUAGGCUAUUUGAAUAUAGAAACAGUUGUGACAUUCACUAUGAAGGAAACUAUUCAAUGGGACUUGAGAAUCGCAGAUUGGAAUUAAAUGGCUACUUUUAUCAAAAGGACAAAAACCCAAUUAGAUCAUCCACCUGUUUUUACACUCACUGUAACAAUGACAUGUAUUUUACAUUAAACUAAUC
Messenger RNA from Oncorhynchus mykiss (rainbow trout), 1442 nucleotides. Lineage: Eukaryota; Metazoa; Chordata; Actinopteri; Salmoniformes; Salmonidae. The record is from RefSeq and is a predicted model, not a curated record.